Messenger RNA from Parnassius mnemosyne (clouded apollo), 216 nucleotides. The record is from the annotation of a GenBank genome assembly. NCBI's taxonomy places the organism in Eukaryota, Metazoa, Arthropoda, Insecta, Lepidoptera, Papilionidae.
AUGGUCACAGUUGAGGGAGGGGGUGUUCUGAAAAUCAAACGCAGUUUAAAGUCAGUAAAAAUUACUUCGCCUAGUUUCAAGAGUAUAAUAGUAGAGGGUAAUGAUGAAAAUGGUCUCCGGUUCUCUACACACACCAUACGAAACAUAGCAACAAUAAGCUGCUAUUUUACGCUGGUAUUCUAUGAGAGCGUGGACCCUUACGUGCUACAAUCUUAA